GUAGGUGAUCACGAUACCGAUCUCCCGUUUGCGAAUUAUCCGUAUCGAAUUAUUUUUAAGGAUAACUAGACGCAAUUAACUGAGCUUUUAAUUGAAGAUUGUUACACUUUGUAAGUCUAAUAAAGUAGGCUUUCAUCUGCAGAACUAUGGCGGGUCCGCAAAAGGUGCAAAAUUACCUGGACAGGCACCGGAUUAGUGCCCUUUUUGAGGACCUAAUGGCAAGACUGAUAAAAAACACCCCUCAGGAACCAGUCCCAUAUCUUAUCAAGAUUCUACAAAAGUUUGACGAAAAAUCCAAGAAACCAUUCCAGGAAAAUCCUCUGGCCCCAAAGACGAAACCUCUGACCCCUGGACUCUCCAAGACACAAAGGAUUCAAUCCAAGAACCCUUUGACAAAGAGCACCUCCUCACUGAGAAAGGACCCACUGUCCAAGAGCACUGGGCAACUAAGCAGAUCCACCUCCAACUUAGCCAAAGAGCCAUCAGGAGCUAAAGGGGGAAGCCCCUCAUCACCCGGAUACGCUUGGCAACCCGGUACUGCUCCCCGUGGAGCGGAUAGAGGCCAUCAAAGACCAUUGCCCUCAAAUGCAAUGAAGGACAAGCAUGCUACAGGUAAAUUUGGCGUGGAUAGGGGUUAUGAGCGACCCUGGAUAGCGAACAUGAGGAAGAUCAAGUAUGAACAGGCUCAGUUGAAAGCCCGAAAGUUACAUAAGAGUUCAAGUACAGCAGAUGAUGCCGAAGGCUCCAUCAAGUCAACUCUUUCAAGCGAGGCAGACAGCAUGGAUGUAGACCAAAUCUUUGAGAUGUCACAGGAGAAACCUCCUGUAAGACCUAAAACACUGUUCAGCAACCCAGCUUCACAGGCAUGGGUAGACAUGGACCCGCAGCCGUAUCAGCCCCCUCCUCCCAAGCCCUAUCAACCCCCUGACCAGGUGGAAGAGGCUUUUCUAAAGGAGGAACUUUCAGCUGAUAAACUCAUGAAACAAUAUGAGAAGGAAUCCUCCAAGAACGACUCUGCAGCAUCAGACAAGCAGAAAGUAGAGCAGAGAAGGGCUAAGCCUGAUCAGAAAGCCAAGAAACAUAAGGAAGAGUUGGCAGCCCUGGUAGAGGCCCAGCGGAAGGUGGAGACCCUAGGGUACCUUGAUAGCGGAGGAGAGACAGGAGAUCCAGACCAAGGGGGAUAUGAAGAAGCUACAGAUGUGCUGGAAGAUGCAAGUGACCUGAUGGAUGAAGGGGUUGCUAAUGUCAAGAGCACUGGUAAAAAGGUCCGCCGUAGACCACCCCCUGCUCCUCAAGUAAAAGUUGGUGUUUGCAGUCGGUGUGCAAAUGUACAAGGAGGUGGGGACGGAGGCAGUACGGUUGCAGGCUUCGCUCAAGGGUAUGGAGCCUAUGCAAGCAUUGACAGCUCCAGUGAAGUAUCCCAUAGCUCCAGCUCAGACUUUGAGAGUGCUUCACAGGUCUCUGGACCCAGACCAAUGGCUUGGGAAGGAACUACAGAUGAUGUGAAAUCAACCAGACCCGGCACAACACGCAGCAUGACACAUGACCAAGCCAGUGAGUUGUUUCAUCAGAGUUCAUCACAGUAUAGAAGUGGUGGUGCUGAAGGAAGUAGUUCAUAUCGUGUAGAGAGUAGCAGAGAGGUCAGAUCAUCUCAAAGAUGGGAAACAUCAUCACAUACAUCAGAGGUUGAGAGACGAUUAACAGGAACGGAAUCACUACUUGAGAGGGGGCGUUCUUGGGCUCAGCCAGGUUCUGAUGACGAUUCAAGUGUCUAGUCUCUGCUCAGAUAUUGCCUCUUUUUGUAUGACUAAUUUUAGAUAUGACAUAUCUUAUUUUUUACCCCAACAAAUCAUUUGUGCAGCCACUACAUAAUCAGUAAGAGCCUUGAAGUCUUUGCUAUAUACUAAAAUGUGCUGCAUUCCUAUUCAAAGAGCCACAGCUUUGUCUUUUAUCACUGGGUUAUCUUGAGAUAACAUUUGAGAUAAUAUUUUAUCCCACAAGCCAGAAGAUGGCUGCAUUCUCAUCUCUUUGUGUUGCAUGCUUACAGAGCUUUUUAUUGACCAAACACCAGUGAACCAAAAAGUUUUUCAUCCUGU
This is a messenger RNA of Strongylocentrotus purpuratus (purple sea urchin), 2096 nucleotides long. RefSeq lists its product as uncharacterized. The record is from RefSeq and is a predicted model, not a curated record. Lineage: Eukaryota; Metazoa; Echinodermata; Echinoidea; Camarodonta; Strongylocentrotidae. Bases 147 to 1775 code for a protein of 542 amino acids. The transcript is spliced from 16 exons.